Plasmodium gonderi is the source of this 2538-nucleotide messenger RNA. RefSeq lists its product as hypothetical. The record is from RefSeq and is a predicted model, not a curated record. The transcript is spliced from 3 exons. NCBI's taxonomy places the organism in Eukaryota, Apicomplexa, Aconoidasida, Haemosporida, Plasmodiidae. Bases 1 to 2538 code for a protein of 845 amino acids.
AUGUCUUCAAAAUGUUCAGAAGAAGAAAAUAGCAAUGAAGGCACCCGUGAAAAGGAAAAAAAAAAAAAAAAAAAAAAGGGUAAAACACAUAUAUACUAUGUAAUAAAUAAAGGGAAUUACUCACAAGAAGAACGACAAAAGGAGGCAAGUUCUACAGAAAAAUUAAUUAAAAAGAAAUAUGAAAAUAGCAGAGUUAAAGUACACGUUGAAGACUUCCAUACGUUAAGAACUGUUAAAAGGGAUGCAUCCAAAGAUCAAGAUGACACAAAAAGUAAACGUGAUGAAGAGAGCCAUAUCGAACUUUGUGAAUAUUUGGAGGCACGUAGUCGUCACAUAGAGUACUUAAUGAAGAAAAAAAGACAAAAAAUGAGAACAACCAACACCAAUAAUGGUGAUGAUAAUAAUAAUAGCAGCAGUAAUAGUGAUAACAAUAAUAAUAGCAGAAUUAAUAGUAAUAACAAUAAUAAUAGCAGAAUUAAUAGUAAUAACAAUAAUAAUAGCAGGAGGAACAUCAUUCAACCACCGGAUGAUGUCGAUAUGGAGUUUCUGCUAAUGUAUAGGAGAGGUAGAGAUAAAGACACAACAACAGAUCCAGCAUCUACUUCCACGAGUAAACAAAACUAUUCAUCAUCCAAAAAUAGAAAAAAAAUAUUUUUCCUGAACAAGGAUCAUAUCCCACAGACAUCCACCAGUACACCAUCGAAUUUGACAUAUAAUCAACGUCUGAAUGAAGAAGUUAGAAGUAGUUACCAUGCUGGUGGGGAAACGGAAGGAACGGAAAUUACACACUCAGAAGCUAUCCACCUUUACAAUAUGAACACAUGUGAAGCACAAAAUCAAAAUAAUAGUGAUGCACAGAGCUCAAACAGUAAUAGCAACGAGUCAAGCAGCAUCAAUCCACAAAAUUCCAGUAGCACUGAAUCCAAUAUUUUUUCGAAACUAUUUUAUAGAAUAAGAAAAGCAAUUAUUGACAGGAGAGGAAACCCUAUAACGAAUGAAAAUAUAAUAGACAAUGAUAUGUGCGAAUUGACAAUUGUAAAUACUAAUAUGAACGAAGUAAAUAAUGGUAAUAACAUUCUUCAGAUUGCAGAAGAUAAUGAAACUGUCACGCUUCCUAGACACAGCGAUAAUCAAAUUGGAAGAGGAGGAAUAGAUGGAGGAGGUGUGUCCAAUUGUCACAGAAAUAGAAACAACGAUAUCAUUUGUCUAAAUGGAUUAAAUCCGAAUGACUUACUGAACAGUUCGGUUAUUAUAAAUCCUGAUAAUAUAGAAAUGAAUGAAAUGUUUAGCAAUGUUGAAAACGGAAUCAUUAUGAUGGGAAGAACUGAUUCCACUCCCAUUGGCAAUGCAUCUAAUGAAGAUGUAAUCGACCAUAAUACUACUAGAUCCAACAAUGAUAGCAGAACCAUACAUUUAGAUUACAGAAAUAUCCCUCAUAAAAUAGCUACCUACUUUAAAGACAAUAUAUCCUACGUAAAGGAAAAAAUAAAAAACUAUUGGAUGGAAAGAGUACGUGAGGCAAAUACACAACUGACAUCUCCUCAUCAGAAUACAAGUGAAAGGGAAAGGCAAAGAGAAAGAGAGAAUGAUCUCCACAAUGAAGAUGAGAAUGAUGACCCUAGUUGUCUUCAAGUAUUGUUUUUCCUAGGCUUAGUUUGUAAAUUUCCAAUUUUGUGGAUUAUAGGAUCCAUUAUAUUUUGUAUCACUCCGAAUGAGCAUAAAAAAACGAAAAUGUGGAGUCUAAUUAAUACCUUUUUUGCACUCAUAAGUGUUAUAUAUUUUAUUAGCACAUCUAAAUUUAAAAUACCCAAACCGCUUUUUAUGGUCCUUAUGGAACCAGAUAAUGGAGAAAAAAAUAACUUAAUUGCCAGAGGAAUUCUUAAAAAUAGUAAAAACAUUACGCAAAGCUUAGCAGUCUUUGAUGAAUCUUCCUCUUUUGAAUGGAUAGGUUCAAGCACGCAUUCUGUUUUUACAACAGGAAGGGAUUCUUUUUUAAAUUGGAACUUUGUAUCCACACAGAAACCGGACUCCCACGUGUUACUAAGCAGCAAUGCAUACAAACUGUUGAAUCGUGUACAAGUAACCUUUAUUUUCGGAAGGGGCAAUAAAUAUCCAACUGAACAAAUCAAAAAAAUAAAGACAUUUUUUCAAAAUAUAAAAGAAAACAUGAAUAUAAUUCCGUAUGAAACGAUCACACUAACGGAGAAGGAUAUCCCUGAGGAUUUCUAUGGUGGAGGACUCAUAUGUAAUCGAGGUGAAAAUAACUUACUAGGAAGUGUAGACAAAAAAAUAAACGAAAAAGAAAUGGAAAAUGCAAAAUGGUAUUUGUUUUGGAAGGAAGAUGAUUACUCAAAUGAUAAUAAACGAAAUGAUUUUGAUGAUUCUCAUUCAUCUUAUCCAAUUGGGGAAGUUUUUUUUUUUAAAAAUGAGCACAUAUGUAGAGUAGCUUUCUUAUAUCCCAAAAAAAUUAAUUUCAGCGAAAAAAAUAUGCCAGAAAAUUUUGUUCAGAUAAAUAAAAUUAUAAUAAAACCUUUCUGA